CAGAAAGUGUGUCAGAAAGCGCAUCGCAAUGCUCAUUAGACAAUGGAGUAAAUACUGUUUAAGUAACACUACCCUUUGUUCCUUAUAUGUCAAGCGAUGUGGUACCUUUUCACAGCAAUAUUCUGUUUCACAGCAUAUGGAACCCAUGCUUGCGUGAUGACAAGCCCAGACCAGAGGGUUGUUGUUGGAACAGAUGUCUGUUUGCUGUGUAAUUUCAAUCAAUGUCCUGGACAUCUGGACCUCAAGUCUCUUAAUGUGGAAUGGGAAUUUAAGCAGGGUAUCUCAUUUGAUCCUAAAAUAAUCUCCUACCAAAUUGGGAAUCAUACCGCAUCAACUCCUGGUCACCAUGUGCUGCAUCAGGGAAAUGUGAAGCUGGGGAGUUUUGAUAUUGUUCUCCAUUCAGUGACGCAUGAGAACAAUGGAACUUACAUGUGUAAAUUGCGGCGUGAUGGCGUUUUCUACAAGAAUUAUACACAGCUUAUUGUCCACUCAGCUCCAAUGACCAGAAGAAACACUCCAGGUGUUAACAAUGUGGAGACGCAUCCUCCCUGGUGGGUGGCAGUGGUUUCGGUGGCUGGAAUUGUGCUUCUCAUGGUUGCAGUGUUUUUUGGGAGGAGAACUUGCAGGUCCCCCCUCCAGAGAAAGGAUAUCUUAAGGCAAAAUAGAGCUGAGGAUGAAACCAGUGGUCAGACUGCUGACAUAAGAUACAAGGUCACAAACAAUUCUGCGCCUGUGGUUGACAUGGGGACUCAACCCAGCACCUCAAAUGCAGACAAUGUUUACGCUAUGGUCACAAACUGUUCUCCACCUAUUGUUGACAUGGACACUCAGUAUUUGCCAUCUUUUCUUCAGCUGAACACAGACAAUAUUCUCCAGAGAUAUUUCCCUUCACUCGCUGAUACCAACUAUUCUUUCCCCGGGCGACAAAUGGCCUGUAAAUCCAGCACUCAAAAUGCAGACAACAUCUAUGUUACAAUGCGUGGUUCCCCAUUGACUACAAAUGCUGCCGUCAAGCCAAACCGGAACCGACGUCCUCCUCCCUCUGACUUGAAGCCUGAUGACAAGGAACCUGUAUCUGCCCAUUGCCAUCAAUUUAUUUAGCAUCAUUUAGUGUAAAACUAAAUUACAGAUGAGUCAUGCGCAGAAUUUUUUUUAUACAUAGACAGUGAAAGCAAAUUGCACUUUUGAGAUUUAGUAAGAGUAUGCUAGCUACAUUAGCACAUGUCACCUAAGAAUACCUGCAAGGCAUUAGAAAAAAUAGUCGCAACUGCAUUAAAGAAAAUAGAAGCUAUUUCAUAAUAAUUGCAUAAGCAAAGUCAUAAUGUUGCCCAUAUGUUGCUUUAGUCACAGUGUAUUUAUAGGCAUCCUCAGGUCUCUGACAUUCAUAAAAUAAACCACAUAAUUGAUGGUAUCCCUGUAUAGUUUUUCCCACAAAUUAAAACAUGAAUAAAGCAAAUCAGUAUUGAUGUCCAUUUAUUACAUUUUUUGUAAGUGCCAUAUCUGCAUGUUGAUAUCAUUAUUAUUCAGCCGUCUUGAUGUCCUUUGUGAUCAUUAGUCAUGUGUCAACAGUGGUCAGUGCUGUUUAGAUUUUGUACAUCUUUGGGCAUCUUCAGCCACUCAAACUUACCUCUUUUUCUUCUCACCAGCAUUAAAUUGCUUCUUCUUCCAACAGGCCCACCCACGGUUUCUCUUUCUGAUAGGUUACCAAAGAAACCCACCUGCUGUCUUAGUUUUAUUACGUGGGAGCUUGUAUUUGCAGUAAUGCAGCAUUAUUAUUUACCGGUUAACCAUAAAACAUCCACCACCACCUGUAUGUUUUCCUUUAGCACUGCUCUUUCCACUGCACUUUGAUGUACACUGGAGAGAAGAUGGCGAGAUGCUCCAUCCAUCUGUUUUUGGUUUAGCUGCAACGGCCGCAUGAUAUUUUCUUUCUUCCUGAAUGAAGAAGGAAAUUCAGUUGAGAUGCAUGAUGACGUUUACACUUGU
Messenger RNA from Triplophysa dalaica, 1986 nucleotides. RefSeq lists its product as uncharacterized. Lineage: Eukaryota; Metazoa; Chordata; Actinopteri; Cypriniformes; Nemacheilidae. The record is from RefSeq and is a predicted model, not a curated record. The transcript is spliced from 10 exons. Gene Ontology annotation, cellular component: membrane. Bases 97 to 1101 code for a protein of 334 amino acids.